AUGUCUCCAUCUCCCGAGAAGAACACGGUCCUCACCGACGACGAACGCUGGUGGGCGGACCACUACGAGUUCCUCGCGGACAACGGCUACACGCUGCGUCCCCGGUACGCACCAAAGUGGGUGCCCUCCUGGGAGGGCAGCACCACAGAGUGGUACAACGCCGAGGAUGGCCAGCCCGCUAUCGUACCCCACCGAACGAUGGACGCGACGAACCAGGACGGCAAGCCCGUCUGCCUCAAGCGCAUCAACAAGCGGCAGCACCCGAACGAGGAGUCCAUCGUCAACUUGUUCUCGUCCGGCGAGCGCGCGGCGAACCACAACAACCACUGCGUGCCCGUCUACGAGGUUUUGCCUGUUCUCAAUGAUGGGGACGAGGCCAUCCUGGUGAUGCCGCUCUUGCGCCGGUUCGCGGAUCCGGAGUUCGAUACUGUGGGCGAGGCCAUCGAUUUUUUGCAGCAGAUCUUUGAUGGUCUGGGCUUUAUGCACGAUAACGGCGUCGCCCAUUUCGACUGCACCUCCACGAACAUCAUGAUGGACGGCACCCCCAUGUACCCCGAGGGCUGGCACCCACAGCAGCCCGCGCUCAAGCCAAACUACACCCGGCGCGCCAAAUACUUCCGGCGCACGGAGCGCGCGCCGACGUACUACUGGGUCGACUUCGCGCACGCGCGCACCUUCAGCGACGCCGAGGCGCUCGCCAACGGGGAGGAGUGGGUGGACCCGGAUCUGGCGGAUCCGAAUAGGGAGGCGUACGGGGACAGGGAGCGGGGUCUCGUCGAUCCGUAUGCGGUGGACGUGUACUGUUUGGGGAUGUUCGUGCUGCGCACGUUUAUCGAGGUGCGUGCUUCCCCUCCUUUCUUACGUCUUGCCGCGAGCGCGGUGCUUACUGAUAUACACGAACAGCCCAACAAGAACCUCAACUUCCUCGUCUCCCUCGUCGACGACAUGGUCGCCGAUGACCCUGAGCUGCGGCCCAGGUCCGACGGCGCGGCGCGGCGCCUGAAUGCUAUCUGCAACGCGUCGCGCCAGUCUAGAAUGCGCGAGCCGCUUAUACCGCGCGACAAGGCAGCGCGCAAUGCGCCGAAGAAGAUCUGCGCGACCUUGGCGGACUGGGUGCGUUCUGUCAAGUACAUGUUGACGAGGGCGCCAGCUAUCCCGAGGAGGCCGAUCCGUGGCUGA
Molecule: messenger RNA, 1179 nt
Organism: Coniophora puteana RWD-64-598 SS2
Lineage: Eukaryota; Fungi; Basidiomycota; Agaricomycetes; Boletales; Coniophoraceae
Exons: 5
Coding region: 1-1179 (392 amino acids)
Biological process (GO): protein phosphorylation
Molecular function (GO): protein kinase activity; ATP binding
Source: RefSeq, a predicted model, not a curated record